AUUCUAGUAUCACUACAAGGCUUUAAAACACGCAGCGUCACAAGGCAUCACAAGGUAUCACAAAGUAUCACAAAGUAUCACAAAGUAUCACAAGCUAUCACAAAGUAUCACAAGGCAUCACAAAGUAUCACAAGGUAUCACAAAGUAUCACAGAGUAUCACAAGGUAUCACAAGGUAUCACAAGGUAUCACAAAGUAUCACAAGGCAUCACAAAGUAUCACAAGGCAUCACAAAGUAUCACAAAGUAUCACAAGGUAUCACAAAGUAUCACAAAGUAUCACAAAGUAUCACAAGGUAUCACAAAGUAUCACAAGGCAUCACAAAGUAUCACAAGGUAUCACAAAGUAUCACAGAGUAUCACAAAGUAUCACAAGGUAUCACAAAGUAUCACAAGGCAUCACAAGGUAUCACAAGGCAUCACAAAGUAUCACAAAGGCUAGCGGGUCUCAAGUUAAACAUAAAGAAAUCGAAAGUAAUUUGGUUGGGAAAAUGGGAAAAAAAAAAAGUUAUCCUUUACAACUAAAAUGGUUACAUAGUCCGACUCGCCUCUUAGGAAUUCAUGUCUCUUAUGAUGAGAAGGGUAACAAUGAAUUGAACUUUAAUCUGAAAAUACGAAAACUUCAAACAAAGCUGGAUAUGUGGAGAUCUAGAGACCUCACACUAUUUGGGAAGGUACUGAUAAUUAAGUCCCUAGGAUUGUCACAAUUAAUUUAUUCAGCUUCAAUUCUUAAUGUUCCCGAAGAUAUCGCAAGCACAGUGAAAACAAAGUUUUUUAGUUUCUUAUGGAAAAACAAAAGGGAUAAAAUUAAACGAACUGGGCUCUAUCAGGAUCUGGGAAGAGGCGGAAUACGUAUGGUAGACAUCGACAUAAUGUUUAAAGCUCUAAAACUAGCCUGGAUUCCAAGAUUACUGACUCCAGGGAACCAGAAUUGGAAAACAGUUCCUGAUUAUUACCUAAGAAAAUUCGGAGGUUUGAACUUUUUACUGAGAUGUAACUAUGAUGCGAAAUACAUAAAAUCUAUUCCAUUGUUUUACCGAAAUAUUCUAGUAUACUUCAGUGAAUUCAAAACUCUGUACAGCUUUGAUCAAGCACAAAAUAUAAUUCUAUUCAACAACAAAGAAAUACUUGUUGACAGUAAAACCUUUUUUAUCAGGGAAUGGUUUAAAAAAGGUAUCCUGUCAAUACAAGAUCUCUUAAACAAUACCGGUCAACCGAUGACCUAUCAGGAAUUUACGAAUAAGUAUUCCUGUAAAACUAACUUCCUUCAAUACUAUCAAGUUAUUAGCGCUAUCCCAAAGCACCUAUUAGCCAAAGCAAAAUCAACGAAGCCAAUUAAUAAAGAGUUAUAUUCUGAUAAUAAUCUUAGUCUACAAUUAAAUGAAUCGAGAACUCUAUAUCUGAACAAAAUCAAGACUAGCGACUUCUAUACGUUAUUAUGCACAAAAAUCCACACAACAGGUCAUUCUGGGCCACAGAGAUGGAGCAAAGAUCUUUCCUUGGAUGAAGAUAAAUGGGAAAAAAUAUUCACCUCCCUAAAAACCGUCUGUAGAGAGACCAAAUUAAAGGAAUUUCAAUAUAAAUUAAUCCACCGAAUUGUAGUCACCAAAAAGGAACUUUACCGCUAUGGAAUCAAGGAAGAUGAUGAAUGUAUAUAUUGUGGUGAAAAAGACUCUAUUAAUCAUACUUUUAGAGAUUGUCAUUUCGUCAAGAUUUUCAUUCAACGGGUUAUCAACUGGUUCAAUAUAGAAAACAAGAUCAAUCUCAACCCAUCUAGCGAAGAAAGACUGUUCGGCAUCCUCUCGGACUUACAUGAAAAAGUACUAGUAAGGAAAUUCAAUUAUACCAUGUUGUUUAUGAGAUACUACAUCUACGCCAACAAACUACACAACAAACCAAUUCUCCUCCAAGACUUCGUUGGUAAAAUGAUAAUUAAAUACAGAAUUGAAAAGCUAUAAAAUAGACAUGAAAAGUAACUCCUCUGACCUUUUUUUUUUUUUUUUUUUUUGUUUGUGUUUAUGUGGGGGUGUGUGUGUGUGUGUGAUGUACUAGAAUUGUAAGUAGUGUAACCAUUGUAAUUAUUAGUAGUACGAGCAUCGUAUGGAUGCUAUUGUCAGUAUAGCCAAUAUUGUAAAUAGUGCAAGUAUAGUGAAUAUUGUUAGUAGUAUUUAGUUUCAGUAGUGUUUAGUACUGUAAACAUUUAAUAUAUGUCUGUAAGGCAAAAAUAAAUAAAAAAAACAAAAAAACAAAAAAAAAAACAAAGUAUCACAAAGUAUCACAAAGUAUCACAAAGUAUCACAAGGUAUCACAAAGUAUCACAAAGUAUCACAGAGUAUCACAAAGUAUCACAAGGUAUCACAAAGUAUCACAAAGUAUCACAAAGUAUCACAAAGUAUCACAAAGUAUCACAAAGUAUCACAAAGUAUCACAAAGUAUCACAAGGUAUCACAAAGUAUCACAAAGUAUCACAGAGUAUCACAAAGUAUCACAAGGUAUCACAAGGUAUCACAAGGUAUCACAAAGUAUCACAAGGUAUCACAAAGUAUCACAAGGUAUCACGGAGUAUCAAAAGGUAUCACAAGGUAUCACAGAGUAUCACAAGGUAUCACAAAGUAUCACAGAGUAUCACAAGGUAUCACAAGGUAUCACAGAGUAUCACAAGGUAUCACAAAGUAUCACAAGGUAUCACAAAGUAUCACAAGGUAGCACAAAGUAUCACAAGGUAUCACAAAGUAUCACAAAGCAUCACAAAGCAUCACAAAGUAUCACAAGGUAUCACAAAGUAUCACAAAGUAUCACAAGGUAUCACAAAGUAUCACAAAGUAUCACAAAGUAUCACAAGGUAUCACAAGGCAUCACAAGGUAUCACAAGACAUCACAAAGCAUCACAAGGCAUCACAAAGCAUCACAAGGUAUCACAAGGUGUCACAAAGUAUCACAAAGUAUCACAAGGUAUCACAAAGUAUCACAAAGUAUCACAA
Messenger RNA from Porites lobata, 2979 nucleotides. Lineage: Eukaryota; Metazoa; Cnidaria; Anthozoa; Scleractinia; Poritidae. The record is from the annotation of a GenBank genome assembly.